CGCAACAUCAAAUUGCGCACACUCGCACAACAUACAACCAUGAACAGCAAAAGGUACAGAAUUUUCUUUAGAUGAUGUUGAAACCUCUUCAAAUCACUCCAAAUUCCCAUUCUUCGCAUCCUAUUCGUGUGUAUUUGUUCUUGAUUGGAUCUGCGUCGAUUGUCCCCCCGCACAGAUUUAAAAGUCAUUUACUGACGUCGAAUAGCAGCAGGAACAUGUCGACUUCGUCUUACAGCAUAUUCAGCCCGUCUACCAGUAACGACUCCACCCCCGUGAAGCAAGAGCCUGGCAAUAGCCCAAGUCAAUAUACGACGGAGUCAGAUGAGGAAGAAGGCGACGAAGUUUACGAAGGAACCCAACGAUCUGCCAAGCGAACCCGCAUUGAACGCGCUGAGGAAACUCGCGAAGUUGUCAUCGGCCAUCAUAUCGACGAACCGUCACUCGUAGUUUACGCUACGUUCACCAAGGCGGGACACGUUGUAUUCAAAGCCCGCAAAAGCGAAGCUUCUCUAGCCGUCAGAAACCGAUGGCAUCAACUCAUUCAGAGCAGCAAGCACGCAGUUCACCGCCAGAACGUUGUUUUCGAUCGCGUCGCAUUGAAAGGCAAUGACCCCGAAAACUUGACUUUGAAGGAGGUGAAGGAGCUGGAGACAGAAUAUGCCAUAGCAAAGAUCAGAGGCACAGCUGGUAGGGAGGUUGUUGAUGGAGUCGCCUCUAACUCUCAACGACGAGUUACGACCAUGGGAGGUGGUACCGUCGACAGUCCGGCGGCAUUGUCUGGUGGUAAGCUACUCGCAGCUGUCAAGCACCAUAAAGAUACCGGUGCCGCUCUAGCUCGAGUUGCACGCGAACACGACACAGAGUCAUCGAAGAAGAUCCGUGCCAUGCAAAGAGUUAUCGACGACCAAGCAAAGGAAUUGGCCAAGCGCGAGAAAGUUGUGUCCCCGGCAAAUCUCUCGCAAAUCGAUACCGACACCUUCAUGAUUGGCAAUAAAGUCUACAACAAAAUUCCCGCAGAUAUGCCAAACGCAGGUCUUUACAUGGAGAAAGGGGGCAGAGUCAAGCAUGGCUACCAAGAGAAGGUCGUCUUGAGUGAGUACAGCAGUUACAAGACAGGCGAAGUCUUUGAGACUGUUGUGUUCAAGGAUACCGAGUUCCUCAAGACCGCUAGCGGAGAGUACGUCCAGAAACAAGAGGAUUUGGUGGAGAUUGAUGGGAAGACCUAUGUUCGUCGUCGUGUCUAUGUUUCAUACGACUCGGAUGAAGAAUGAAUGAUCAGGUGUGGAUGCCUACGGCUUUCUGGGAGGAGGCGAUAUGGCUGAUGAUCGUCGU
This is a messenger RNA of Mollisia scopiformis, 1332 nucleotides long. RefSeq lists its product as uncharacterized. The transcript has a single exon. Bases 72 to 1271 code for a protein of 399 amino acids. The record is from RefSeq and is a predicted model, not a curated record. Lineage: Eukaryota; Fungi; Ascomycota; Leotiomycetes; Helotiales; Mollisiaceae.